Molecule: messenger RNA, 1511 nt
Organism: Dermacentor albipictus
Lineage: Eukaryota; Metazoa; Arthropoda; Arachnida; Ixodida; Ixodidae
Product: juvenile hormone acid O-methyltransferase-like
Molecular function (GO): S-adenosylmethionine-dependent methyltransferase activity
Source: RefSeq, a predicted model, not a curated record
CAACGUGGCACUUACGCAGAACAGAAGCGAGGAACGGUCAAAAUGUCGGUGCUUGCGGAAGACGAGCGGCAGUCCAGGGAGAUGAUAUUCGACGCCGAGAAAGUGUCAACCUACUACGAAUCUUUCAUGCAACCCAGCCGCGAAGCCAUGAAGGUGUUUCUGGAGCGAUACGAGGAUUCUUUCUUUGCGGUCGAGAACGGUGCCCAGUGUGCUGAUCGCCAAUGGUUGGACGUCGGCUGUGGUCCAGGAAACUUCACCAAGAACUAUUUGCUCCCGCACGCACCUCCGUCCUUGCGAAGAUUGGUGGCGGCCGAUUUCUCACAGGGCAUGCUGGAUCACGCCGCAAAAAAACAUGCACAUCCGAAGAUUGCGUACCGCCUUCUCGACAUCACAAACGACAAAGCCGUGUCCGCGUUUGCCGCGCGCGAAGGUCUCUUUGAGCGCGUAUGCUGCUUUUUAACGCUGCAUUGGAUCAACGACAAGGCGGCCGCCCUCAGGAACCUGGAGCAUCUCACGGCCCCCGGGGGAGAGUGCUUGGUGGUGUUCAACCCGCGCGUGUCAAUGCAACAGGUGUUACGUGCCAUGAUUGCGUCCGGCAAGUGGAAAAAGCACGAACACGUUCUCAAAUCUGUUCUCCCGGAGUCCUGGGAGUUUGAUGACGUUGACACCAUGGUGUCAAAGCUCGAAGGACUAGUCGCAUCAACAAGGCUGGUGGCCCUGUCGUGUGAAGUUGUGACUCUGCAGGUCGGGAGCCCCGAAAUCGACCUAGAAGUGCGUACGUAUCACAGGGCUCCGUCGAAAUAUUUUAGAGCAUGAAAUCAGUGGAUAAGGCAGAACAAAUACACGGUACACUUUUCGGCAAGCCAACACAAUUAGUUCCAGCAGGCCCUGUGCUGUCUGUCUUUCCCCAAAUUGAUUGUUUCCUUUUUUGAGUGUGUUUCACUAUAUAACGACAGGUUGUUAUUGUAGACAUGUCUCUUGUUGCCUUAAUUUUUUAGGAACACAACCGACCAGCCCUUUUUGGCAUUCUUUCUGCAUUACAGUGGCUUCUGGGGCUGUAAAAGAGAUGCUUUUAGAACGCUUUUUUUGGUAACAAAAACAUGAGUAUAUUGCUUAGCUAUUAUCACGCCUUUUACCUUGCUCCUGCAAUCUGAGAGCAACUGCAUUACCCCUCAUUUAUGCAUUUAAUGAAAUAAAAUAAGAAACUUCAACUCUCUGCAGGUACUCUGUGUUCCGCUGUACCGAUGUAUCCGCACAUGAAAGAGGAAGACCAGGCUAAAGUGGAAGAGUUUGUCAGAAACUUGGCUCUCCAAAACAGCAUCGUGAACUUCUCGGUUACGGGCAUAACGCACCAACAUAGGUGCGUCAUUCACGCCCGCAAACCAGUAUUGUCUUGUUAAGAAGAGGCAGUUAGACCUGGCACAAGACUUCUGUGUGGCGUCUGCAACAUCCAACCUUGUUAACAAGACCAAGAGUUCAAAUAAACUUUCAAAUCUAGAAGCGUAGUACAA